ACUGUAAUAGUGAUACACUUGAAAACAAACAGAAUCUAACUGUAACUCAUGUCUUUGUGUUUCGAACUUGGGGAAGAUUACAUGGUUUCAGUAUCUGUAUUUUUUUAAUAGUUUCUACUGCAAAUCGGUAACGCUUUGCUCAUGUUAAUUGAAAAGAUCGAAACUUUGGUGUAGCUUCUGUGUGUUCUGACAUUGCACACCACCUGCUCGAUAAAUUGUCUGCAAUAUUUGCUCGUCCACAUAGGUAACGUUUUCAACAAGAAACGAUGAAACAACGUUCAUGUCCUGAUAGCCAGUUUUGGAGGAGGGCUAACUUCUUGUUCGGCUACAGCAGAUGACUUCUUAUGCAUUUACUAAGAUAGAUGCUUCUCUGAAUGACAUGUCUUUCAAGUUGAACCUUCCACACACAUUCCUUUCGCAAGGAGGUGUUUCCUAGGAUCAAAAGAAACUUCGAUCGAGAUGGAAAAAAUAUUAAGAUCAGGAGCUAAGGCUGCCUUCAGAAACAGUCAGAUACCGGCGAGAUUAAGUGUGGUAUCAACCAUCAAGACCGAAGAGUCGAUGAAUGAUCACAUCGAUUCCCUCUGUAAACAAAAGUCUUACAGGGAAGCAAUGGAAGCGUUUGACUUUGCACAGAAGAACUCAAGCUUCAAGAUAAGGUUAAAGACCUAUGGUUCUCUAAUUUGUGCUUGCUCUUCUUCUAGGUCUCUAGCACAAGGCAGAAAGAUACAUGAUCAAAUCUCGAAAUCCGACUGCAAGCACGAUACUGUUCUCAACAAUCACAUUCUAAGCAUGUAUGGGAAAUGUGGCUCGCUGAGGGAAGCUAGAGAGGUUUUUGAUUUUAUGCCUCAGAGGAACUUGGUUUCUUACACAUCUGUGAUUACUGGCUACUCGCAGAACGGUCAGGAAAGGGAGGCGAUCAAACUGUAUAUGGAAAUGCUUCGGGCAGGUUUAGUUCCAGACCAGUAUUCAUUUGGUAGCAUCAUCAAAGCCUGUGCCAGUGCUGGUGAUGCUGUGUUAGGGAAACAACUGCAUACUCAAGUCAUCAAGCUUGAACCCAGUUCUAGUCUUUUUGCUCAAAAUGCUUUGAUUGCUAUGUAUGUUAGCUUUGGUCGAAUUACAGAUGCAAGGAAAGUGUUCUGUGGCAUCCCAGUGAAGGAUGUAAUCUCCUGGGGUUCAAUCAUCGCAGGUUACUCGCAACUUGGGUACGAGUUUGAGGCACUGGGGCACUUAAAAGAUAUGUUGUCUUAUGGUGUUUUCCAGCCAAACGAAUAUAUAUUUGGUAGCUCCUUAAAAGCUUGUAGCAGUCUCCUUCGAGCAGAUUAUGGAAGCCAAAUACAUGGUUUGUGCAUUAAGUCUGGCUUCUCUGAAGACGCGUUUGCAGGCUGCUCUCUCUGUGACAUGUAUGCUAGAUGUGGUUUUCUGAGCUCUGCGAGGAGAGUGUUUUAUCUGAUAGAAAGGCCUGACACAGCUUCAUGGAACGUGAUUAUAGCUGGACUUGCGAAUAACGGCUACGCUGAUGAGGCUGUGUCGUUUUUCUCUCAGAUGAGGAGCUCUGGUUAUGCUCCUGAUGCUACCUCCUUGCGUUCUUUGCUCUGUGGUCAGACAAACGAAAUGGGUCUGCGUCAAGGCAGGCAGAUUCACUCUUUCAUCGUCAAGUACGGUUUGGUUACAGAUCUUUCGGUCUGCAACUCUCUGCUUACCAUGUACAGCUGCUGCUCGGAUUUGUACUGUUGUUUUAAGAUGUUUGAAGACUUAAGAAACGAAGCAGAUUCGGUUUCUUGGAAUGCUAUUCUGACGGCGUGUUUGCGACAUGAACAGCCAGCAGAGGUGUUGAGAUUGUUUAAGAUGAUGCUUGUCUCUGAAUGUGUGACAGAUCACAUAACCAUGGGUAAUCUGUUACGUGCUUGUGUGGAAAUCUCCUCUUUAAAACUAGGAAGUCAAGUCCAUUGCUACAAUUUUAAAACUGGCUUGGUUCUUGAACAGUUUAUAAUAAACGGACUCAUUGAUAUGUAUGCCAAGUGUGGGUCAUUGGAGCAAGCGAGAAGGGUGUUUGAUUCAAUGGAUGAUAACAAAGACGUUGUUUCGUGGAGCACCUUGAUAGUUGGAUAUGCACAGUCUGGAUUUGGUGAAGAAGCUCUCACAUUGUUCAAGGCAAUGAAAAGUUCAGGCAUAGAGCCAAACCAUGUAACGUUCGUCGGUGUUCUUACUGCUUGUAGUCAUGUUGGGUUGGUGGAAGAAGGCUUGAAGCUGUAUGCAAUCAUGCAAAGUGAACACAGGAUCGCACCGACUAAAGAGCAUUGCUCUUGCGUAGUCGAUUUGCUAGCUCGUGCUGGACAUUUAGAUGAAGCUGAGAAAUUCAUCGAUGAAAUGAAGUUGGAACCUGAUGUGGUCGUGUGGAAGACUCUACUCUCUGCUUGUAAAACCCAAGGAAACGUUGAUCUCGCUCGAAAAGCUGCUGAAAACAUUCUGAACAUCGAUCCUUUUAACUCUACAGCUCAUGUAUUGCUCUGUGGGAUACAUGCUUCUUCUGGUAACUGGGAAGAUGCUGCGUUGAUGAGGAGCUCGAUGAAAAGACAUGAUGUUAAGAAGGUUCCGGGACAGAGCUGGAUUGAAGUUAAGGAUGAAAGGCAUGUAUUCUUUGCUGAGGACGUUCUUCAUCCAAAGAGGGAUGAUAUAUAUACAGUCUUGCAAAACAUUUUCGUGGAGAUGCUUGAUGAGAGUAGGCCACAACACAAGAGAAGACUUUAGAUGUGAUUAUUGCACCUUCUCUUUCAUAGAAAAUGUCCAUUUGAUAUUAUUAUUUUUUGUUACUUAAAGAAUCUAUUCUGUUAAAAAUGAAAAAUACUUUCCUAUUUUAAGUGAUUUUUAACAGAUUUUCUUUC
Raphanus sativus (radish) is the source of this 2882-nucleotide messenger RNA. Its product is annotated as pentatricopeptide repeat-containing protein At3g53360, mitochondrial. The record is from RefSeq and is a predicted model, not a curated record. The coding region runs from base 460 to 2748 and encodes 762 amino acids. NCBI's taxonomy places the organism in Eukaryota, Viridiplantae, Streptophyta, Magnoliopsida, Brassicales, Brassicaceae. Gene Ontology annotation, molecular function: RNA binding; protein binding. The transcript has 3 exons. Gene Ontology annotation, biological process: RNA modification.